Messenger RNA from Octodon degus (degu), 1820 nucleotides. It is a transcript of the gene Rhov, whose product is annotated as ras homolog family member V. Gene Ontology annotation, biological process: small GTPase-mediated signal transduction. Bases 89 to 799 code for a protein of 236 amino acids. The transcript has 3 exons. The record is from RefSeq and is a predicted model, not a curated record. Gene Ontology annotation, molecular function: GTPase activity; GTP binding. NCBI's taxonomy places the organism in Eukaryota, Metazoa, Chordata, Mammalia, Rodentia, Octodontidae.
GACUGGCAGAGGCAGCCAGCAGAACCUGGUCCCCGAGUGCCGCGGAGCCUGGGCCGGGCUGGCCCCUCUGCUGCCCCGGACGCGGGCCAUGCCGCCGCGGGAGCUGAGCGAGGACGAGCCGCCCCCAUUGCGUGCCCCGAGCCCACCUCCGCGGCGGCGCAGCGCACCCCCGGAGCUAGGCAUCAAGUGCGUACUGGUGGGCGACGGCGCGGUGGGCAAGAGCAGCCUCAUCGUCAGCUACACCUGCAACGGGUAUCCUGCGCGCUACCGGCCCACGGCACUCGACACCUUCUCGGUGCAGGUCCUGGUGGAUGGAGCCCCGGUGCGCAUUGAGCUUUGGGACACCGCGGGACAGGAGGACUUUGACCGACUUCGGUCCCUCUGCUAUCCAGACACUGAUGUCUUCCUGGCGUGCUUCAGUGUGGUGCAACCCAGCUCCUUCCAGAACAUCACAGAGAAGUGGCUGCCUGAGAUCCGCACUCACAACCCCCAGGCACCAGUGCUGCUUGUGGGCACCCAAGCCGAUCUGAGAGAUGAUGUCAAUGUACUGAUUCAGCUGGAUCAGGGUGGUCGGGAGGGCCCAGUACCCCAGCCCCAAGCCCAGGGUCUGGCUGAGAAGAUCCGAGCCUGUUGCUACCUCGAAUGCUCUGCCUUGACGCAGAAGAACUUGAAAGAGGUGUUUGACUCUGCCAUUCUCAGUGCUAUCGAGCACAAAGCCCGGCUGGAGAAGAAACUGAAUGCCAAAGGGGUGCGCACCCUCUCCCGCUGUCGUUGGAAGAAGUUCUUCUGCUUUGUUUGAACAAUGAGGGAGGCAUAGCAAUCAAGUGGUAGCCAGGAGGCCAGAGACUCCUGGAACCUGGGGCAAGGGGCCUUUGAGGGGGUUACUGGCAGGGCCUGGCCACCCCAUGGGACUCAGUUCCCUACCGAACACUCGGAAUCCAUGUCCUGCCUCAGAAGUGGGCUUGUGACUGCCCACUCUAAUGAACCAGGAUGAGCCUGGAGCCAGGAAGACAGAAGGCUCUGAUUUAGAUUUCUUUGGCUCACAGAGAAAACCCAGCACUUUUGAUUUUCAUGGGAUGGGCUUAAUUAAGAGUGUCAGCCAUCUCUGAGCAGUUUGGGACUGAGUUUCCAAGUUUCUUCUGUCAGCCUGAUGAUGUAGGGCACCUGGUGAUGGUCUUCACCCCUGCCUAAUACGGGUGAACCUAGGAGAACGGCAGGUCAUCUUGGGGGGGAUAUAAGGUGAUCAGCCUUGAUUUAGAGAGAAGUUUGGCAUAGAGUUGGUUAGACAAGGCCAUUGAAAGAUUGAGAGAGGAGCAGACAUCAAGGCUGGGAGUUGUGGGAUAGGAGGCAGGACCUAGAAGGAAAAGGAAGACAAGGAGAACGGGACAGGGAGGCAGCUAUGGAGCAGGCUGACACCUGGGCUGCCCUCACUUCCCACAGCCAGGGAAGGCGGGGCUGGGCCCUGGGAAGAACUGGGUCCUAGGACUCCCUAGGCACUGCCCAAACUGGCUAGGCCAGCAGUGGGGCAGGAAGUGAGAGUCAACCCCAGCAAAAGGAGGGGGAGGAGCUGUAAAUUAGAGCCUGGAGGAGGAAGGAGAGGGGGUCAUCCCUUUCCCCAAGGUCAAGGUUGCACAAACCCUAGAAGGUAAAGCAGCACAGUCUGCAAAUAAAACCUUCCAUUUCUAAAACUGCUGUUUCUGUCAUUUCCUAGCAUGGUCAGUUAGCCUGCUGCUCCCCAUAACCUUCCUUGACCCCAACACCCCCGUUGGGUAGCAAAGGACUCAGGCUAGAUUGAAGGGUGGAGCUGGACCAGGUGGGAC